AUGCUCGUCGUCGCCAUCUUCACGCUUUCCGCCCUGGCCUCUGCGGCGACGGCGUCUGACCCGGUCCCGCUCAGGUCGCUCACCCGAGACUGCCGGUUCACGAUCGGCCGCUUGACAUUCGAUCUGUGUCCGCUGUUCAAGAGCGCGCAAGCGCGGAAGAAGACGAUCGAGUUUGAGAGGCAGACCCCUCCGACCGUGACGAAGGUCGUAUAUGACUUGAGCCUGGAUGGACCGCUGAAGAGGGACACCACAUUGCCUGAGCAUGAACAGUGUGCUCAAGGGACUUGGUUCUGCAUGACAACUAUUAACCGUCGCCCAGACCAUCGCUCUGAGGCACCCAGAAUUCUUCAAUUGGUGCCAGUAGUUGCCAAUUUCUCCGAAAAAGAUGCAUCGUCCGCAGCGCCUGCAAGCCGCUUCAGCGUGCACGCGAUGCUGGGCGAGGCGCACGAAAAGUCCCCUCGUGCGUACUACACGCUGUCCGCACUCUGUGCCCAUGCCCUAAACGCAUCGCUCGCAAACGACCCUUACUGA
Molecule: messenger RNA, 531 nt
Organism: Heterobasidion irregulare TC 32-1
Lineage: Eukaryota; Fungi; Basidiomycota; Agaricomycetes; Russulales; Bondarzewiaceae
Exons: 3
Coding region: 1-531 (176 amino acids)
Source: RefSeq, a predicted model, not a curated record